This is a messenger RNA of Ceratitis capitata (Mediterranean fruit fly), 2216 nucleotides long. RefSeq names its product ubiquitin carboxyl-terminal hydrolase 36. Lineage: Eukaryota; Metazoa; Arthropoda; Insecta; Diptera; Tephritidae. The transcript has 6 exons. The record is from RefSeq and is a predicted model, not a curated record. The coding region runs from base 738 to 2216 and encodes 492 amino acids.
AGAGUGUUAAGCUGAUUGAAAUGGAAAAUAAAAUGAAAAUUAAAUAAAAAAUAAUUAAUUUUACAACUCAAGAAAAAAAAUUUAAAUAUUGUGUUUAAUGUAGAAACGUUGAAGAAACUCAUUGCAUUUACCACAGACUGAAAAAGUGAGAAUUUUCAAAGAGUCCUAACUUUUUUGUAAUUUCUACGUGUAAGCUAGUUACACUAAUAUGGAGCUGUGAGAAAUCUAAAAACCAAUUUCUGUGUUCAUUUUUGAAAAGUAAACAGAAAAUAAAAAUCAAAAGUUAAAUUGUUAAAUAACAGUCAAAAGUGAAUGAGCAGAAUGUGAAUCUACUAUUUACAAAAAAUGGAAUUAAUAUGAGACCGAUAUGAGCUUAAGCUUUCAACCGGCAAUUAAGGAGACAAUCGAAACCGAAAAUGCACUGGCCGGAAAAUGAGAAUAAAAAGUUGUGUUUACUUAUCUCAGUGCAUAUGCAAAUACUAACGUAUGUAUAUAUGUAUACGAGUAUAUAUGACUGAAUGACCACAAUCUCCACAAUAAUGGAAACAACUGAAAGCAAAUUUAUGGUAUAAUAAAGGCGAAAAUGAAAGAAGAACAAAAUGAUAAUGUAGAGAGAAAGUGAAAAACUCAAUAAAAUUGAAAACUUAAAUAAAUACAAAGAGAAUAUCUUUGCGUGGCGCAGGCAAUCGACAGAUGUACGUAUGUAUGUGUGGCUUACGAGUAAAGCGGAAUAAAAAAUGAACUUCAUAUUCGGAGCUCGCAUCUUCUUACUCAGUAUCAGUUUGUUGGAUGGUUUAGCCGGUCUGCGUUUGGUUAAAGUCUCAAUACCAACUUAUAGAUUUCGCGGCGAGUCUGCGAUGCUCGAGUGCCAAUAUGAAUUGAACCGCACAGGCGGACCUCCAUAUUAUGGCGGAGUUGGCAGCAGCAGUGGCAGCAGUAACAAUGGCAACAGCGGAAGAGAUGCACCAAUUGCUGGUGCCACCAAUCGACAACGCAGCCAGUCACGCACACGCACGCAAAUGCGCAACGCUCACACGCGAAACCGUUAUGCCAGCAGCAAUAUGAAAAUUUUCGAUGCACAUCAUUUGAUGGAAAUGAGGCCGAAAUAUAAGCGCCGGAACAAACGUCAAUAUUCCUAUCAAACAGAACGACUGCAGUUGCAGCAGCAGCAACAACAACAACAGCAGCAACAGACACAUCAACAACAUUACCAGCAGCAUUACAUACAAACAUAUCCACAUCCGCCAUCACAACAAAGUUAUGGCGACAGCAGCAACAGCGGCAGUAUCAUCAGCAGCAGCAGUAGCAGUAGCAGUAGUAGUGGCAGUGGUGACAUAACGGCUGCUGGCAGCAGUUAUUAUCAGCAGCAAUAUCAGCAACAACAACAGCAAAAGCAGGAGGAGGACGAGGACGAGCCAUACCAGUAUCCAUAUCAAACACAGCGUUCCCCCUACGGCCACAGUGUUUAUCGUGGCGCUGCAUUCAGUCAAGCGCUUGGCAUUCCAGGUUUUAGCAGCAGCGGCAUAAGCAGCAGCAGUAGCAGCAACAGCAGAGGUGCACAAGUAGGCGCCAGUACCUUCACUCACAGAGGCAGUACAAACGGUGCAGCAGCGGAGGCUUCAUCACGACGCUACAGCUUUGCUGAUAACACCGACGAUGACGAGGAGAACGCAGAUGGCGAUGACGAAGAUGAGGAGGAAGAGGAGGAGGAGGAGGAUGAGGAAGGUGAAGCUCUCUAUGCCAUAAAGUGGUACAAGGACAAUGAGGAGUUCUAUCGAUUUGUGCCCAAAGGGCGGCCACAGAAGACAAGUUACCGCUUUGAUGGCAUUCGUGUUAGUGAAGAACACUCCGACAGUUGGCGCGUGCUUUUACGUGGCUUAACAAUCAACUCAUCCGGCUUGUAUAGCUGUGAAAUCUCAGCAGAGGCGCCCAACUUUUCUUCAGUGAAGGGGGAAGGACGCAUGGACGUUGUAUUCUUACCACGUGACGGUCCACAUAUUCGUGGCCAACAAAAUCAGUACCAGAUUGGUGAUACGCUGAGUUUAAAUUGCACAUCGGGAAAAUCACAUCCAGCAUCAAAAUUGCAGUGGCUCAUUAAUGAUCAGCUGAAUGGUGGCGCCAAAAUUCUUUGCACGUGUUCGCAAAACAGACGAGAUAACGGUAAUUUUAGUUUUCAACGUAACAAUUCAAGCGAUCAAAAGUCUACAAGCACUUAG